GUUAGCACCAAGAAUGAUGCUGAUGGAUCUGGCAAAGAGAAGGAAUUUAAGAAGCCAGAUACGGUUUUGCCCUGUGCUCGCUGCAACAGCAUGAGGACAAAGUUUUGCUACUUCAACAAUUACAACGCGAACCAGCCCAGGCACUACUGCAAGGACUGCAAGAGGUACUGGACUGACGGGGGAACUCUGAGGGAUGUCCCUGUAGGCUCUGCCAGGCGCAAGAACAGAUCUGAUGCUAAUGGAGAUGUUGCUGGCACAUCUCGCCGCCGAUCUCGUGUGUUCAAGCCACUUGCCAUUCCAGGUCCAGCAGCUGAAGAGAGUGGAGCAGCCACAACUUCUGGAUCAGAAAUGGUGCUUGGCAAGCCUUUGUGUCCAGCACAUAACACUGAAGAGCAGAAGAACAACACCGAUCUUGUUGGCCCUGGCGACAAUAAGGAAGAAAAAUCUUGUCUAUCAUCUGCGGUGGCGCCAUCUGGGUCCUCGGAUAAUUCUGGUUCGAACAGUGCUGCUGUUACGGCAUCUACUCAGUCCUCAACAGAUGGUACUCAGGAGUUGGUAAACAGUGGGGUCAGUCGUCUUCUACUGAUGCCAACAACGAUGCCAGGCCCAGGAAUUCGAGCACCUGCUGUUACCUUCCCUCAAGUGCCAUUUUAUUGGAGCUGCAUUCCUGGCUGGCCUAAUGGAGCAUCGAGUGUGCCAUGGCCUGGAAGUAGUGGCACCACAUUGCCCCCUGUUCCUGCCUGCUCAGGUUCUUUGGCUUUAGGGAAGCAUCCAAGGGAAGAAGAAGAGGCAGAGAAGACAUUCUGGGUCCCUAAAGCGCUCAGAGUCACUGACCCCGAGGAGGCUGCAAAGAGUACAAUCUGGGCCUCUCUAGGUAUCAAGCCUGAUGAGAGGAUCUUACAGUCAAAGGAUGAAAAUGGCAAGACACCAGAAUCUCCGGCGGCGUGUUCCAUCUCCUGCUCUCUGACAUUUCAGAAUAGGACCUGA
This is a messenger RNA of Setaria italica (foxtail millet), 987 nucleotides long. RefSeq names its product cyclic dof factor 2-like. The transcript has a single exon. The record is from RefSeq and is a predicted model, not a curated record. NCBI's taxonomy places the organism in Eukaryota, Viridiplantae, Streptophyta, Magnoliopsida, Poales, Poaceae. The annotation marks the transcript as partial. Gene Ontology annotation, molecular function: DNA binding; DNA-binding transcription factor activity. Gene Ontology annotation, biological process: regulation of DNA-templated transcription.